Ordospora pajunii is the source of this 1809-nucleotide messenger RNA. RefSeq lists its product as uncharacterized. The transcript has a single exon. The record is from RefSeq and is a predicted model, not a curated record. NCBI's taxonomy places the organism in Eukaryota, Fungi, Microsporidia, Ordosporidae. Bases 1 to 1809 code for a protein of 602 amino acids.
AUGGCCGAGUCUGUAAGAAGUACAUUGACAAUUGAGGGCGUUGAAAUGAUUGUAGAUGGCAAGCAUGUAUGCAACAACCAGGUAAUAUUUGCCAAAGGGAUCUAUGGCAUUGGAGGGCUGUCGAAUGGCAUUCGAAGGAUCAUAUUGGACUCGCUAACAAAAUCUUCAUUGCCAGAUAACAAUGAGAUGCUGAAUGUCUAUGGAAACAUACUAUACAAUGGAAAGCCGAUAUACUACGAUGAACUGCAGGGUAUGAUGAAUCCAUACAAAAUAUUCUAUUCCAACGAAAGUGUAAGGCAUUCACUUGAGUUUAUCAAUUUUCGCGAUGCAAAGGAACUUAUGGAGAUGUUUGAUCUUACAGAUCUUCAAGACACUUCUAUAUCUGAAUUAUCUAUAUCUGAGUCUAGGCUAUGGGAAACAGCAAUCAAUCUGGCCUCUGAGCUGAAGGUGAUUGUUUUAAGAGACUUUCAAACAAGGCAUUCCCUUGAGAAAAAAUACUUGUCUACGCUCAAGAGCUAUUCAGUAAGUAACCAAUGCGUUAUUCUUGUCGAAACAGAGUAUUCUAUGGAGUUUGGCCUGGAUGGGUGCAUUGUUAUUAAAAAAAACGAGGUAGAAUGUCUUGACUUUCACGAGAAUGCAGGUAUACAAAGAUUCGAGACCAUUAAUGCUGAUUUAUUAUACGAUUCUUUUCGAAGACGGUCCAGGCCAUACAAGACAUUUAGCCUCAGAAUGGUAGGUGAUGCAGAAUGCCCUGGAAAAAAUAACGGAUAUGGCCUAUGGCAGGAUGAUCUGGCUGUACACAGAGUAAAAUGUGUAGAUACGGAUCCAUGCUCUGCAAAUGUAAACAAUUGUAAAAAAGUACAUGACGAGGAAAGCAAAGCGAGAAUCGAAAGCCAAUCUCAAUCUGCAUAUUGGCUGUAUGAUAUGAACAUCAACACAUCGUUAGCAUUGACAAGAAGGAGGUGUAUUCUUGAAGAGAAGAAGACAAAAAGACUCAAAAAGCUUUUUUUCUCGUUCUCGAUCCAAAUAUGCAUUCUUUUGAUACUGAAGCUUAAAUACAUCAUGCUUAAUCAAUUCUCAAAUGCUUCAGUCAUUUCUUAUGUGCAGCUGGAUAGGCUUGGCAUUUGCGAGGCAGAAUGCUUGAUGAGGUAUUUAUUGUCUAAGAUACACCUAAGGAUAGAUCGCAUUUUGAAGCAAAUGCUAUUGCAUACUGUUUGCUUUAUAUUAAGCUUGGCUAAGUCGCUGAUAAGAUGGGUUGUGGAGUCAUUUAUAUACAUGAAGACACAUGACUGGAGCUUGAUGGACUACAAGAUAAUCUCAACAGGAAUAUACCUACUAGUUCUGAUACGUGGAAGCGCGGUCAUUAAUGAGGAAAAGGCACAUGUGUAUUGCCAUGUUAACAAGAUAUACUCUCCAGGCACGUAUUUCUUUCACAUUUUCAUAUAUCUGGUUCUCAAGAUAUGGAUUCCUGUGCUUGUAGUUUUCUAUAUUCUCAACAACGUUUGGGUUUCGUUAAUUUUUCUUGCCACAGGAACGUUUGUUUGUAUAUUGAUAAAUCUGACUAUGAGACUAAAGCUCAAGUGCAUAUGCAUAUGUGCGAUUCUAUCCUUCAACCUUCUAUACCCGCUGGAUUGCGAAAAUGUAGGCAAGAGCUUUUUCCUCAAGUAUUCUGAAUCGUUCAACUUUUUUGUUGCAUGCAGGGAAUUUUCAUACUCACCGUUAGAAAAGAAAAUGGCACAGCUUUAUCGUCUCCUGAGAGCAUAUUUGUGCAUGUAUGUUUUUUUUUGCCACAAGCUUUCCAGGUACUGA